Messenger RNA from Suricata suricatta (meerkat), 1993 nucleotides. RefSeq lists its product as uncharacterized. NCBI's taxonomy places the organism in Eukaryota, Metazoa, Chordata, Mammalia, Carnivora, Herpestidae. The record is from RefSeq and is a predicted model, not a curated record. The transcript has 10 exons. Bases 157 to 1422 code for a protein of 421 amino acids.
UGCAGACCAAGGAACGCCAGAGAUUGCCAGCAAACCCGUAGAAGCUGGCAAGAGGCAGGAAGGACUCACCCAAUAGGGUUUCAAAGUCUGCUAGUCUAGCCCUUGAAUAAAAGGCCAGGUCGCCUGUGUCCUGCUUCUUCCCCUCCGGCCUGGGUCAUGCUCCAGCUCCUCGCCAGCCUGGCGCUCUUGGGGGCGCUGGCCUCCCCAGCAGGGACCUCCAAGAUGUGUCCAGUUUGCUCUUUGCAAGGAAACUGCACCGAGAUGACCUGUCCUCCCACUAAGGACGCCUGCGUGUUUGGCCAGAUGCAGCUGGAAAAUGGGUUUCUCCUCAAGAAUGGGUCGUGUGUAGCCCCUGGGGAAUUCCGAGAAGGUGUCUACACCCUGACCUAUGGCCCCCACUCGAGUCUCUGGGUCAGCACGGCCUGUUGUGUAAACAGCCGCAGCGGGGCCACCCGACAAGAGGCAGGGCCUGAAACCCAGCUCAACGGAGUGCAAUGUCCCUAUUGUUCUGGGAAUAAGUCAGCCUCGUGUGACUCCCUUUCGGUCAUGAACUGCACCGGGGACCAGACUAUGUGUCUCACCCUCAACGGGACAUGGAAUGGAGGGGGUCCCCAAAUCCUGAAGGGCUGUGCUACCCCAAAUGUCUGCCACCUGCAAGUGAACACCACCCUGGGCCCAGAAGCUUCUGGAUUUCGUCUCAUCAGCCAGCCUGAAUGCAACUAUGUGGUGACACCCACCCAGGCAGGUCCCACUGCAACCAGGACUCUGACCACAGAUGGGGUCACUGUCUGUUUCAGCUGCUCAGGACUCAAUGAUUGUGACGCCGUCCUCUGCCCGGCAGAUCGGAACUACUGCCUUCAGACAGCAGGCAUCAUAGCCUUAGGGGAAGGUGACUUUCGUGCCUGGAGAAGGGGUUUCUGCGUGGCCCCCUCGGACUGCACGUUCAGCAGCUCUGUCUCUGCCUUCACCUACAGCGCUGACUUUGGCUUCUGGAUCAACUCCACCUGUUGCCAAGGCAACUGCCAAGCACCUGCUCCUCCCGAAGUUCUGCAAAUCUCACACACCCUGAGCGGGUUCCUGUGUCCUACAUGUCCGAGCGGCCACCCGGGGCCCUGCAAUUCCUCCUUCUACAUGCAGUGUCCCAUCGGGGAGACUGAAUGUGUCCAGCUGGACCUGGUUCCUAUAGAAGGCAGCCAGAACGUGACCCUGCGCGGCUGCGGCUCACAAAACCUGUGCGGGGUCCCCGCCACCGCCACCGAGGGUCUGCUGAUGCUUCCAGGCCACCGGCUGGCCCGCCGGCCCCGCUGCAGCUCCCGGCCCCGCGCCGUCCUGGAAUCCCAGUGCCCCUCCAGUGCGCCACCCGGCCUCCGCGUCGCCCUGGCCGCGCUGCUGGUGGCCCCGGGCCUUCUGGCCCUCUCCUGAGCAGUGCCGCCUCCCCCGCCCUCGUUUGGGCCGCAGCCACUCAACCCCGGCUGGCUUCCCACCCCGCUAGUGGCACCCUAGCUCCCCUCCACUUCCACGUUUCUAGGCCUGGAAGCUUCUGGUGAGAAAAGUCAGAAACCAGGGGUGAGCCUCCUCCCUCAGACUAAGGGCUUCCCCAAGGCCAUCUCUCCUAACACCAGGGUCCUUCCUCGGACCCGGCUGUACUUCCUCAGACCUCAGACUAGAGAGGCUUCCGUGGACACACAUUCUUCAUAUGUGGGGGGAGGCAGGGGGCAAAGACUAAGCCUCUUUCCUCAAACUAGGGGCUCUCCAACACCAGGCCACUCCCUUAGACUAGGGCUGUGUCUGUUUUCCUGAACGUUGGGAAACAGCUCCUUCUGUCUUCCUCUUUAGGGUUUAGCAAAGUCCUGGGCAGCCACAGCAAGCUUAAGGACCAAACACACCCCCUUUCCCAGGCUUAAGCAGCCCAUUCUACCCCCCCCCCACCGGCCCUCUUCUGAGUUCAGCCUCCCCUCUGUAACCAAAUCUGAAUGAAUCGCAUCCCACAAUA